Messenger RNA from Chenopodium quinoa (quinoa), 1290 nucleotides. RefSeq lists its product as uncharacterized. The coding region runs from base 1 to 1290 and encodes 429 amino acids. The transcript has a single exon. The record is from RefSeq and is a predicted model, not a curated record. Gene Ontology annotation, molecular function: RNA-DNA hybrid ribonuclease activity; nucleic acid binding. Lineage: Eukaryota; Viridiplantae; Streptophyta; Magnoliopsida; Caryophyllales; Amaranthaceae.
AUGGCUGCGUUAACAAGAUUCAUCAGCAAGUCAGCUGAUAAAGCCCUACCAUUCUUUGUAAUUUUGAGACAAAACAAGCUGUUUGAAUGGGGGAAGGACCAAUCUAAGGCGUUCCAAGCUGUGAAAAAUCAUUUGAGGUCCUUACCCACCAUCGCAAGGUCGGAACAAGGAGAAACGUUACAGCUUUAUAUCUUGGCCUCAGCAAAGACGGUAGCAGCGGUGCUCCUAGUAGAGCGGCAAAAGAUCCAACUGCCAAUUUACUUCGUGAGCCACGUUUUAAAUGCUGCCGAGAGAAGGUAUCCGGUAGUAGAGAAGAUCGCGUAUGCAGUAGUUGUGGCUGCACGAAAAUUGCGUCCUUACUUUGAUGCGCAUGCAAUUGAUAUCUUAACGAAUCAGCCGUUAGAGAAAUCUUUGCAAAAAAUGAAAACGUCUGGCCGCUUGCUUAAAUGGGAGAUCGAAUUAUCUGAAUAUGUUAUUACAUAUAAGCCAAGGGUAUCAAUCAAAGCCCAGGCUUUGUCUGACUUCAUUGUCGAAAUGUCAUAUUAUGAAGAAGAGGAUGAUGCCGGCACAUGGAAGGUAUCAGUUGACGGUUCAUCUGCUUCAACCGGCUCAGGGGCUGGGGUAAUUAUGAUCUCUCCCCAGGGAGAUGUGUUCGAGUAUGCCGUUAAGUUCAAAUUCAAAGCCUCGAACAAUGAGGCAAAAUAUGAAGCAGCGUUAGCAGGGAUACAGCUGUGCAUAUCUGCGGAAGCAAAGCGCAUUGAGAUGACAACUAACUCUCAAUUAGUGGCAAAUCAGUUUAACGGCACUUACGAAACUCGAGAGCCAAGUAUGACGACAUAUUUGGCAAAACUCACGAGUGUUACUUCUGGUCUAGAAUACUUCGAAAUCAAGUUGGUUCCUCGGGCAAUGAACACACAGGCAGACGCCUUGGCUAAACUCGCAAGUUCAAGCUUCAAUGACUUGGAAAGGACAGUUAUGGUAGAGGUUUUGAAAGAAAGAAGUAUUGACGAACAACCUCCUAAAGACGUAUGUUGCACGACUGCGGGACGAGAAUGGUAUGAUGAUAUCUUGGCUUACAAGGUACAUAAUGUUCUUCCUGUCGACAAGACGGAGGCAAGAAAGGUUCGGAAAGACAGUGUAUGGUUUAUCAUGUUCCGAGGCUUGUUGUAUAAGCAGGGGUUUUCGUUACCGCUACGAAGAUGUAUAACGGCUUAUGAGUCGGCAAGGCUGAUAGAAGAAAUACACGAGGGUGAUUGCGGUAAUCAUGCGGAGGUCGGUCAAUGUCCUUAG